AUCUUUACUAGGCUCUCAAGCCCACUAAGCCAUAAAGUAAGGAUUAGAUUGCGUGCAUUUGUGUACUAUUUGAGGAGGAUAAAGUGACACACAUAUAGGAUUAUGCCCUGUGGUGUAAUGCUUUCAUGCUUUCAAGCUUUAUCUUCACAAUAACAAUGCUUAACUGCAACAAAAUGUGUGAUUUGCAGAACUAUGGUGUACACACAACCAUUGCUAACAGAGCAGCUCAGUAUAACAACAACAACAACAACAAAAAAUGGAGCAUCCUUUCCUUAGUGAAAACAUCAAGAGGGAUAGGGAAAAAUUAAAACUUAAAAAUUAAAACUUAAAAAUUAAAACCUACUGCAUAUGCACUUUUUUCCCCAUUCUGCUCACCAGACUGUGUGAAGGCAUACUAUAAGCGUGCCAAAGCAUAUGCUGCUGUCUGGAGUGAGAAGGAGGCAAAACGGGACUUCCUGAUGGUGGCCAACCUGGACAUGAGUCUGGCUAGGCUGGUUCAGAGAGAACUGAAGCUCCUCUCAGAAGCAAUGAAGGAGAAAUACUGGGAAGACAAAGAGAAAUACUGGAACAUAUUUGAGAAGAAAAAGAGGAAUGAGGAUGAAAAGAAUACUAAGGAUAAAAAAGAGGAAGGAUGUGCAGCAAAGCAAGAUGAAAACAUUUAUCUGAAUGAGAAAGUGCAGUGUUCUCAGCCAAAGGUCCAAGAGGAGCAGAAGUUUGAAAGUGCAGAGGCAAACACACAAAAUAGGCAAUUGGACGAACCGAAAUCAGAAGUUGAUCAGCAAAUUGCUGCUCCAAUGGAGGGUAUGGACCGGCAGCAGUUGUUAAGGCUGAUUAUGUUGCUCCAGGAUGAAGGGAAUUUCUAUAUUAAAGAGCAGCACUUUGCAGAGGCCAUGGUGAAAUUUAAAAAUGCCCUGGAGUAUGUAGACUAUCUUCAAAGCAAGGAGAUAGACUAUAAAGGAGAGGACUGGGAGUCCCUGGAGAAAGUACGCCUGCCACUCACCCUCAACCUGAGCCAGUGCAAGUUUGAGCUUGGAGAAUACCAAGAGGUGGUGAAACUCAACAGUCAACUACUAGAAAAUCAUAAAGACAACCAAAAAGCCAUCUAUCAGCGUGCUCGCGCCUAUGCAGCCCUGUACAACGAGGACAAAUCCAGACAGGAUUUCUUCAGAGCAGAGCACCUUGACCCCAAGCUCAAACCCAUUGUUGAGCAGGAACUAAAGAAGCUAGGUGAGAAUCUUCGGGCCAAGUAUGUGAAUGAGAACAAGAACUACUGGGCCAGCAGCCAAGAGAAAUGGGAAAAGAAGGCCCAAGCCAAGAGAGCCAACAAGAAAGUGUUGAAAUUGACUGACAAGAGAAAAGCCACCAAAGAGAGCUAUGAUGAAGGACAAGAAAUUAAGAUAGGCAUCUCUAAUAAAGGAGGGGAGAAUUCACUCAGCCAGGCAGGCAAUGAAAAAGGACAGGAUAUAAAGACAAACAUUUUGAAUAAAGAGAACACAAGCUCUCUGCCUCCAAAGGAGGGGAAAUAUUGAGCUUGUAGAUAAAGAGGGAUAUUCAGCAACAGCAAAGGUGGGGAAAGAAAAUAUAGACAGAACAACAAGGCUGGAGACAAUUAGUCAGAUUAAGGAAAACUCUCAUGCAACUGCACCAGAAAAAGCUGUUAAAAGUACAGGUUCCAAACAGAACACUGAUGACUCGAAUAGUACCAACCCCCAAAUGGAGCUGAUGAACACAGCAGAUGUUUGAACUAGGUGCUGCAGAGGACACAGGGGUUCUAUGUUCUGAAACACUGACACAACCCAAUGAUUGGCCUGAAUGUGGUGAGACCAAGAAAGGCAGAUAACACAGGUAACAAUACACAGAGGAAAACUGUAUCCUAAAGAUGCAUCCACUAUAGCUAGAGUCCAGAAAUUCUAAACACAAGUCAAAACGGUAGAAUGAACACAAGCAUAUUCCUAAAUUAAUUCAUAAACAUACAGAAAUCAGCCAUAACAUUAAACUCACUGAAAGGUAAAGUGAAUAACGUUGAUUAUCUCAUUACAAUAGUACCUGACAAGGGGUAGGAUAUAUUAGGCAGCAACAGUUGGUUCUCAAAGUUCAUGUGUUGGAAGCAGGAAAAAUGGGAAAGUGUAAGGAUCUGAGCGACUUUGACAAGGGGCAAAUUGUGGUUGGUAGACGACUGGGUCAGAGCAUCUCCAAAAUGGCUAUGCAAUGGUUAGUACCUACCAAAAGUGGUUCCAAGAAGGACAACCGGUGAACCAGUGACAGGAUCAUGGGCACCCAAGGCUCAUUGAUGUACGUUGAGAGUGAAGGCUAGCCAAUCUGGUCCAAUCCCACAGCACAAAUUGCUGAAAAAGUUAAUGCUGGCUAUGAUAGAAAGUUGUCAGAACACCGCAGCUUUCGGUGUAUGGGGCUGUGUAGCAUUUGUGGAAUGUGCUGGACAAACAAUUCCGAUCCACGGAGGCCCCACCUCUUAACUUACAUGACAUGAAGAACCUGCUGCUAACGUCUUGGUGCCAGAUACCACAGCAAGACCUCAGAGGUCUUGUGGAGUCCAUUUCUUGACAGGAUAGAGCUGUUUUGGUGGCACAGGGGAGAUCUACACAAUAUUAGGGAGGUGGUUUUAAUGUUAUGGGUGAUCGGUGUAUAUGCUCAGUCAUUUAAAGAACACACAGAACACACGGUGUAUAAGAAAUACAAAUUUAUUUCUCUGUUUACAAUGAGUAGAAAGCAGCCAGUCAUCCAUUCACUUUUUAAAAGUUUUUUGCAAAAACUAUAUUUUAUAAAUUAAUACUAGGCAAAAUGGAAGGUGUAUGUAAUAAUUUAAAAAAGUAAUAGUGAUAAACACAAACACAUACUGGGGAAAACUGACAGUAGAAUAUUUGGAGUUAUCAAGUUAACUUAUCUGCAGGAAACAACAUUGUAUUGAUGUAAUUAAUGCUACAGGUUCACAGAUUAAGCAAAUGUC
Ictalurus furcatus (blue catfish) is the source of this 2965-nucleotide messenger RNA. RefSeq names its product peptidyl-prolyl cis-trans isomerase FKBP5-like. Gene Ontology annotation, molecular function: protein binding. Bases 459 to 1529 code for a protein of 356 amino acids. The transcript has 3 exons. Lineage: Eukaryota; Metazoa; Chordata; Actinopteri; Siluriformes; Ictaluridae. The record is from RefSeq and is a predicted model, not a curated record.